AUGGCUUUUGAAGAUAAGUUAAUCGGGCCAGCCUUGAGGUUUAAUGCGUAUUUGGAUAAGUUUCCUAAGAUUUACAAUGUUUAUAUCAUUGCAAUGAUCUCCUGUAUUUCAGGCAUGAUGUUUGGGAUUGAUAUUUCUUCAAUGUCGGUCUUUGUUAGUGAUAACGAUUAUCUCCGUUUCUUUAAUUCGCCAAAUUCCGAGUUGCAGGGGUUUAUUACUGCUUCCAUGGCAUUGGGAUCAUUUUUUGGGGCAAUAUCUGCGUCAUUUGUCUCUGAACCUUUUGGUAGAAGACCUUCCUUAAUCAUAUGUGGCUUUUUUUGGGUGGUAGGAGCUGCAAUUCAGUCUUCUUCCCAAAACGUAGCCCAGUUGAUUAUUGGUAGAAUUAUUGGUGGAUAUGGAGUUGGAUUUGGAUCGUCCGUAGCACCUGUUUACGGCUCUGAAAUGGCACCAAGGAAAAUUAGAGGUUUGAUUGGAGGACUUUUUCAGUUCUCAGUAACUCUUGGUAUACUUAUUAUGUAUUUUGUUUCUUAUGGUUGCCACUUCAUAAAUGGUGUCGGAUCAUUUAGACUAGCUUGGGGUUUACAAAUGAUUCCUGGAUUAGUGAUUAUGACUGGAGUACUUUUUAUUCCAGAAUCUCCUAGAUGGUUAGCAAAACAAAAUCUUUGGGAUCAGGCUGAAAAGAUUGUCGCAGAAAUACAAGCAAAAGGUAACAGGGAAGACCCAGAUGUUAUGAUAGAAGUUUCCGAAAUCAAAGAACAAAUAUUUGCUUCUGAGAAACUAAGGUCUUUCACUUUUGCAGAUCUUUUUACUAAAAAUUAUAUCUCAAGAACUAUUGUAGCAGUCAGUGCUCAAAUAUGGCAACAGUUGGCAGGUCUGAAUGUUAUGAAUUAUUAUGUUGUUUAUAUUUUCGAAAUGGCUGGUUACACUGGUAACAACAAUUUAAUUGCAUCCUGUAUUCAGUAUUGUAUUAAAGUUGGCGUAACUGGAAUUGCUUUGUUAUUUAUGGAUAGAUUUGGUAGAAGGCCACUAUUAUUAUUUGGAGCAGCUGGGAUGAUGGUUUGGCAAUAUGCUGUGGCAGGUCUCUUUGCCACAUACUCUGAACCAUAUAAUGACUCUGGGAAUGAUACUGUUAGGAUGAAGAUACCUAUAGAAAGAAAACCAGUUGGAAAGGCAAUUAUCGCAUCGUGCUUUUUGUUUGUUGCCGCAUAUGCUCUGACAUGGGGUGUUACUAUUUGGGUAUAUUGUGCUGAAGUCUGGGGAGAUAAUGCAGCCAGACAACGAGGUGCUGCUGUGUCUACUUCUGCAAAUUGGAUUUUCAACUUUGCCCUCGCUAUGUAUACACCGUCUUCUUUUAAAAAUAUUACGUGGAAGACAUACAUCAUUUAUGCAACUUUUUGUGCUUGUAUGUUCAUUCAUGUCUUAUUUUUUUUCCCUGAAACUAAAGGCAAAAGAUUGGAAGAAAUUGGCCAAAUGUGGCAAGAUAAAGUCCCUGCUUGGAGAACUAGGCUGUGGCAACCAGAUGUUCCAUUCUUCUCAGAUAAGGAACUACAUUCAAAGAUGAACGUUGAGCAUGUUGAGGUAAAACGAAACUCUUACGACUCGCACGCUGAUCAAUCUUUGGAAGAUAUAUAA
Debaryomyces fabryi is the source of this 1632-nucleotide messenger RNA. Its product is annotated as sugar porter family MFS transporter. The record is from RefSeq and is a predicted model, not a curated record. The coding region runs from base 1 to 1632 and encodes 543 amino acids. Lineage: Eukaryota; Fungi; Ascomycota; Pichiomycetes; Serinales; Debaryomycetaceae. Gene Ontology annotation, molecular function: carbohydrate:proton symporter activity. Gene Ontology annotation, biological process: transmembrane transport; carbohydrate transport. The transcript has a single exon. Gene Ontology annotation, cellular component: membrane.